AUGUGUUGGAAACAUGUUGAUGAGGAAGCCUGCACCUUUACCAUUCACGACUGCUUGAGCCUUUUGGUGUCAAGCCGGUGGUAUGGCUGGGAAGGGAAAGGAGGAAAAGAAAGAUAUUAUACAAGUCGUCCAUUAUAUAAACGUCUGGAUCGUGUUUUACAGCACUAUCUCAGGACGUCGGAAUUUCUGUACAGUAUGAUGAGAUUGAAAAAGGGUGUGUUGGAAAGGCGAAACGAGUCUCACUUGUUUGGACUGCUUGUCGAGGCACGGCGGUAUAUGAGUUUGUUCCAGCAUCACGAUGGCGUCACUGGGACAUCUAAGCAACAUGUUAUGGUUGAUUAUGGCCAGAAGAUGUUUAUGGCAAUAAAGAAUUGUGAACAAAUCAUACUUGCAGCUACAGAUUUUUUGCUGCGAAAUGUGAGUGCAAAAGAUGUGCCACCCAAGCCGUCCAUUUUCAUGGAAGAAAUCCGAAGUGCCUACGAUUCUUCUCCUGAAAAACGAGUUGUAACGAGUGCUAGCACAUUGAUUGUUUUCAAUUCACUGGGCAAGAAAGUCGCAAAAACGAUAUGUGUACAUGUGAAAUCGCUGAAUGUCGUGGUGCACGCUGCCUCCGGACCCAGUGACAUCGUUCCGCAGCAGAUCAGUCCGGUUGUUCAGUUUAUCGAUGGCCAGUGGAAUAUUAGUGCGACAUUAUUUGAAUUAAAACCAUUCCAGCUGUGCUUCCAUGCUGUGAUACCACCCGUAAGUUUCCGAAAGUAUUUGAUCAGAUCGGGCUCGCCUAAGCUUAAAGCCACAAUCCGGGUGAACUUUAGUGGAGUACAGAACAGUAAUUUCGUGAUCGAGCCACUGAGGGAAUUCGCAUUUGGGAACGGCCUCAUAACGGCAGCAUUUGAUCCAGUAACCGGGCAUUUAAAGGUAUGUGAACAGCUCUGGCUUUUGAUCUAG
Molecule: messenger RNA, 945 nt
Organism: Gongylonema pulchrum
Lineage: Eukaryota; Metazoa; Nematoda; Chromadorea; Rhabditida; Gongylonematidae
Source: the annotation of a GenBank genome assembly